AGUCUGCUAGCUUUCUGGCUGUAUCGCAGGCGCUCGUAUUUUGUCUGAAAAUAUCCACAAAUCUUCACCGUGUCAUAAGAGUGCGAGCGCGACAGCCCCGCCGAGAGCCCACCGGUGCUGCACGGACAGCUGUCCCCGUGGUCCCGAGGAAGAAUGAGUCCCACCGACGCCAAACGAGGAGCGAAGCGCAGGAAGCAGAAGCGGGGCGGCGGCGGCGGCGGCUGCGGCGGCGCGGUGUGCAGCUCCGGGGGCAAGGCCAGGAGCGCAGCCCGGGCUACCGCCGCCGCGACGCCCGCCCAGUCCGCCCAGCCCGCAGCCUUCCUUACGGCGCACGGCGCCGCAGCUGCGGACCCGCGACGCGGGGAGGUCCCAAUGAAUGGUGCACCACAGUUUUCCGAAGGGCCGGUAAAUGCCGACUUCUCCGGAGUCCUUCAGACCCCAUUUACCUUUGGCCUGAACCAGAGGGCCCCCUACACCACAGGCGAUCGCUGUCUGCUGUGUCGCAGUGAGCGGAAGGACAGUGCCUUGCAGGAAUCGGCCUCCAAUGGUACAGGCCAGUCUCCCAAAGCCCACAGUGCCCUCCAGUUGCCUCUCUACGUUUGUCCUGAUUGCAAGCGCACUGUGGAGAAGGACGGUCGCCAGCCCCCCUCAAACCCAUCUCCGUUGAGUCAGGACUUUCUGCUGCAGAUGCCUGUGGGUAAUGGCGGGCUAUCCCAGGAGACCAUGGGGGCCAGUGGGCGGCUUGUCAUGGGGGCGCCCAACCUACCGGCACCCGACCUCAGUACGCAGCUCACCACAGACACAGUGUGCAACUGUGAAGCCUGUAAUGGGAGGAGGGAGAUCACGGCUGAGUCGGAGCGUGAGUCCCAACUCCUCCAGAACCACUGGUCCGAAGUGCGCUACCUGGUCCGCUGUAUCUACCGCCAGACAGGCACCCCACUGGCUGAGGACCAGAACCAGCCGCUGGAGCGGGACCGGGACAGCAUGAAGGAGCUCGUGGACAGGCUCUGUGAGAAGGACCCGUACCAGCUAUACCAGAGGCUGGAGCAGCAGGCCCGUGAAUACGUCCUGGAGACCAAGGUGCGGCUGGUGCAGCAGCUGUCAGCCGGCUCCGAGGUGCCUGGCCCCGUGCAGGGGCCUCCGCAGGCCCACCAGUUCAUCUCACUGCUGCUGGAAGAGUAUAGCGCCCUCUGUCAGGCCGCGAGGAGCAUCAGCACGUUCCUGCUCACGCUGGAGAACGAGCACCUUAAGAAGUUCCAGGUGACGUGGGAGCUCCACAACAAGCACCUCUUUGAGAGUUUAGUGUUCUCAGAGCCUGUCCUCCAGAACAGCCUGCCCACUCUGUCUGCCCUGCUCAAGCAGGGCACUGCAUCACAUGACUCCUACAGCGAGGGUAUGUACAGGGCCCUGCUGGAUGGUCUGUGUGGUCUGGAGCAGCAGAUGAGGGCGGUGGCAGAGGAGUGGGCAGAGUGUGAGAAGAGGAUAGACGACUACGUAGACGAACAGCUGCUUUUUAAGGUGGAAGGACAGAACCUCACCAGUCAGAGGAACGAGCCACACAAGUCUCUCAUCAGUAAAAAUAUGUCUCUAAGAACCAGACAGCGUGUUGUCAAGGACGACGGGGAGAUCUUUAAACAGAGGAAGCUCUUUGAGGAGCAGUUUCUGCAGACCAGUAAGAAGUCUCUGGUGGGUGACAGCACGUUCACAGACACCGUGAAACAGAUGCUCUCCUCCAGACUCAACAUGGCAGACUGUCCCAACUGCAACUAUCGGAGAAGGUGCACGUGUGAUGACUGUAGCCUCUCGCACAUUCUCACGUGUGGGAUCAUGGACGCCCCCUUGGGGGAGGAGCUGCACCUGAAGAUUCCCGUGCAGGUGGAGCCUCCCCAGGACUACCUGUCUGAGGUGCAUCCUCCCAGCAUGUCCUCAGGCAGCUCUGGCUCCGCCUCUGGCUCUGGCUCCGCCUCCAGCUCGCCCAUCACGGUGCAGCAGCACCCCUGUCUCCGCCAGCCCCAGGACCGAGCCCCCACGUUUGGGAGUGACGAGGACGAGGAUGAAGUUCCGCCCCUGUCGGCCGUCUACCCCCUCAGCAGGUACGAGGAGGGCGGCGUGAACGGGUUGCACCCCCAGCUCAAUGGAGAGGACGCCGCUCUGGAGGACGUGUCUCCACGGGUUAGCAGCAGCAGUUCGUCGGAUGGCGAUGAGGAGGAAACAGAGGUUCAGAGUGGCACUCAUCCUCCAGGCCAGCAGGGAGAGCUCUCGCAAGGAAAGUCUGACAGUCCUCCUCCAUCUUACCCACAUGCACAGGCAGAGCAGGUGCAGCACCCGUGCGAGUGUCACGUGUGUAUCCAGGGCAGCAGUGAGGGUGUUGGGGCAGGUCUGGACACAGCUACCCUCCCCCCGGGGCGUCUACACACAGGGGCUCAUCAUUUCUUCUCUGAGAAGGGUGGUGGGGUCCCCCCAGCGCUCCACCUCUACCCCCACAUACACGGUCACCUGCCCCUCCACAACCUCUCACGCCUGCCCCGGCCUCUGCUACCCACACUGUACUCCAGCUCCCCCCUCACGCACAGCAAGACUCCGUCGCCGGCGUCUAACCACGCAGGUGUGAAGCCGCAGGUGCUGAGUCCAGCCCUGCCGGAGCACAUGUUCCAGGGCUGCUUCGCAGGGGGCCGAGACUGGAACAGCACUCUGCCCUGCCCCUCACUCAAGUUCGAGAGCCUGUGGGACACGCACAUGAUGAAGAACUGGAGCCCCAGUGUGCUUCUCCAGGAACCCCUGCCUGGUGACAUGUUGGCUCCGCCUCUCCCCGACGUGCCCCUCCUCUCUUCCGGCUUAGACUCUGCCUGCUCCACCACAGGCUCCUCCCCUCUCCCCGCCCCCGAAGGCAAGGAGAAGAAGAACGCCUCUAAGAAGAAGUGUCUGUUUAACUACCAGGAUGCCUUUAUGGAGGCCAGCGAGGUCCUGUUGGCCACCUCGUCCACGGUGUCCUCUGUGUCCAGCACUGCCACCACUGUCCAGUCCAGUAAUACUCACAUCCACCUGUCGUCCAAAAGACCCACAUCGCUAGGAGACGUGUUUCACAACGUGGUCCCAGAAGACCACUUGCAGCCCAGCGCCGUCGCUCCCAGGAAGAGUCCCGCAGGUUCGGCCUCGCUAGCCCCGCUCAGCGGCUCCCCCAUCCCCCCUCCACCCAGCACACACCUGCCCAGCAUGGGCGCACCGCACUUCCCAAAGACUGUAACUCCAAGCCCUGGCUUCAUGGAGGCCCACCCAGGCCUGUGCCUGUCUGCUGACGAGCACCCUUCUGCCACGACCGAAGGUCAAGUCAGCGCGUCCAACAGCGUGUGCAGUGAUCCAGACUGUGAGGGCCAUCGCUGUGAGGGCAGCAGUGUGUACGAGCCCCAGACAUAUGAUGGAGAAGAGAGCGGCGACGAGGACAGCUGUUCUGAGCACAGCUCCUCCACCUCCACCUCCACCAAUCAGAAAGAGGGGAAGUACUGCGAUUGCUGCUACUGUGAAUUCUUCGGUCAUGGAGGGCCUCCAGCUGCACCCACGAGCAGGAACUACGCCGAGAUGCGGGAGAAGCUCCGCCUGCGGCUCACCAAGCGAAAGGAGGAGCAGCCGAAGAAGGAGGAGGCAGGGGUGGAGCGGGAUGGGGUGGAGGAUCACCGCAAGGUGGAGGACCUGCUACAGUUCAUCAAUAGCGCCGACAGCAAACGGGCCAGUAGCAGCAAGGCUGCCAAACGCGCCCGCCACAAACAGAAGAAGCUGGAGGAGAAGGCGCGUCUGGAGGCGGAGGUGCGUGAGCGUGAACGGGAGGAGGAGGAGCAGGAGGCGGAGCAGGAGGCGGAGUCGCUGAAGCAAGAGGCGGAGUCUCUGAAGCAGGAUCUUCUCCGGCAGCUCCGCACAGCCAAGAAAAAGAAGAAGGAGAGUAAGUCCAAAGAGGCGGCAGCCAAACCCGAGGCCCCGUCCCAUGGCCCCGACCACAGCCCCCAGCCGCUCCGCCAGACUGCACAGAACGUUCUGGAGAGCAUGCAGAGUAGCAAAGUGCAACUGCUGCACAGCCUCAUCCAGCUUGGCGCCAAGGAGCCCCGCCUGGAUUCAGACGCUCCGCCCCCAGCCAGGCGAGGCCCCUCCCCUCAGCACAGUCCAAAGAGCUGUAAAGAGAAGCCCACAGAGACUCCCGGGCUUCCCAACAGCAGCGGGCCUCACUUGGAGCCCAACGGCAAGGCCAGACCCAGGCAGCAGCCCAGCGGAAAGAGGCCAGCCGACGCCUCGCAGCCUCCAGAGUCCACACCGAAAGGACCCACCCCUCAUCCGGGGCCCAAGCCCCGUAUCCCCGAGGAGGUGCCUCCGGAACCAAGAAGGGAGGAACGUAGUAACGCAAAGAAGCAGCUGAAUGGAGGGAAAGAGGAGAGCAGCUCGCCUGGGAGCGACGCACCCCAUCUGAAUGGGAAAGCCACGCCCACAGACUCCCCCCAGACCAAAGGCAAGGCCAAGAAGAACAAGAAGAAGAAAGCAGACAAGAUGAACAGCUCCAUAGAUGAUGUGUUUCUGCCCAAAGACAUCGAUUUGGACAGCGUUGAUAUGGACGAGACGGAACGUGAAGUGGAAUAUUUCAAAAGGUUCUGCUUGGACUCUGCCCGACAGACCAGACAAAGGCUGUCCAUCAACUGGUCCAACUUUAGUCUCAAAAAAGCCACUUUUGCUGCCCACUGAAAGGAGUUUCCCUUAAAGAGACUGCCAGGAAUCAAUCAGCAAUCUCGCCCUCCAUCCCUCUCUCCUUCCCUCUCUCUUUUCCUGUUUGUUCUUCCACUCUGUUCACCAGGCUGACUGCUGCUCCCUGUGCUGCUAUGCUCCAACCACUUGCUCCUCUGGACUACAUUACCCACGCUGCCUUGCCCUGUCCUUGUUGCUGUGCGGUUCCUAUGGAGAACCCAAAUUCGGCUUCGUAUUCUUGCAGUACUUGACGAGGAAGAAAAGAACAAAGACAGAAACAGCCCGAAUGGUACUCGAGUUUUUGUUUCCUUGUUUUCUCCUUUUUAAAAAUGUUGGCGUGCGGUUUUUGUCUGCGAGCUGUGCGUUUCUGUGGCGUGUGCCACGGUCCACAUGUUCGUCUGGCCUUCCCGGUGGGCACAAAGCUUACCGUGUGUCUGGAUGAAGGCUUCGCGAAACAGACAAAUUGAAAAAAAGCUGAAUGUGUUCAGAAUGAAGCAAAGGGGGCAAAAACAGCCUGUUAUGGCCAGUAAUGGUGGAGUGCAGCUCUGGACACAGCGCUUCCUGCCAGUGAGCUGAGCGCGGGAGCAGUGUGGCCACACCAGGAAGAUGGCAGACACUUGACUGACCGUUCGUGUUGGGUUUCUCAGUUACAUUUAACAGCUGUUCAGUAAAGUGUUAAAUAAAUCAUGUUUUUUUCUUUUCUUUCUUAUGUUCGACUUGUAGCCAGCUUAUAUCAGAGUACUUUCAGAAUCAGAUUGAAAGAAAAGAACAAUACUCCUACUAUCGAUCUGUUAUAGAGUGUAUAUUGUAUUAACACUGAAGCCUGACUGGCUACUUUUUAACAUAUUGUUAAGUAAUAUUAAAAUCUUGUCUUUCUUUUUUGAAAGAUGGAAUACAGCAGAAUGGCAGAGG
Messenger RNA from Electrophorus electricus (electric eel), 5634 nucleotides. RefSeq names its product family with sequence similarity 193 member A (gene fam193a). The record is from RefSeq and is a predicted model, not a curated record. Lineage: Eukaryota; Metazoa; Chordata; Actinopteri; Gymnotiformes; Gymnotidae.